CCUGCACUGCGGCUAGCGGGGCAUCAGUUAAAUGGAAGUUUGUAUGAAAUAAAAAGUUCACGUAGAAGAUACAAAAACGGAUUGUGAGUUCAAAGUGAUCAUCGAUGGAAGACUCUGGAUUUCUGAGAAAUGAACAAAAAGCCGCAUCUGUCAUUUUCGCCUUCCUUCAAACAGAUUGUAGAGACUCAGAUUAUAGCAAGGAGCUUCUUUCCUUGGGCACGGAUUUAAAUCUUGCCCGGGAUAUUAAUUGCAAUGGCCACAUGACAGACAGUCUGCUCGACGGAGACCUGGAAACUGAUGGCGGUAUACAGAGCAACGUUCUCCUAGAUGACAUUCGGCCCCAGGUGGAUCUGCAGUGGUUCAAUGGCCCUGCAGAAGCAGUAGCUCUUCGUGAGAUUGCAGAGAGGCUGAACGAUAUUGCGGCCCAGCUGGAACGCAGCAUUGUGGCUAGAGCCGCCCAGAACCUGAGCCGGAACAUUAGAGCCUCUCCUCCUGAAGAGUGGAAUUACCACCUUUCACACGAGGUAGAAAGGGUGAUGAAGCAAGGUGUGGGACUGGAGAAUCUACCCCAGGAGCGAGUCAUUGUGGCCCUCUCCCUGGCCAUUGUGAGGGGAGUGUGCAAGCAGACACCACAGCUGCUGAGACGCCUCUUUGACACAACACUGCACUUUAUUUGCCGUGCAGGGCCUAGGUGACUUGAGCUGCAGGCUCAGAGGAAGCAGCGGUGAAAUGCAAGGUGAAAGACGGCAUGAAACCUGCGUCUGCUCAACAGAACAGACUGUAAAGUGCUGCUUUGUUUGUUGAAAAUACUUCACUGACUAAAGGAAUUUGGGGAAUUUUUGUGUGUGCAGUCCCAUUUUUAAAAUGGGGAACUGAAAAUUCAGUCUGUAAUACUUGAAUUGUUUAUUACUUUACAUGUAUAGGAUUACACAAUGUUUCAGAUUCAGAAUCUUUUCAUCAUAAACUUUAAUGACAUGAUUAGUUAUAUUUGUUUUGGGAUAAACAUGACAUCUAUAGUCAUAUUAUCCAAGAUGACAGUUUCUUAAUUUCAGUCUAAAUGUAUUGAGCUCGUAUUCUAUAUGAAUGAGAGUAAAUAAACCACCACUAAAGGUCA
Melanotaenia boesemani (Boeseman's rainbowfish) is the source of this 1114-nucleotide messenger RNA. It is a transcript of the gene bida, whose product is annotated as BH3 interacting domain death agonist. NCBI's taxonomy places the organism in Eukaryota, Metazoa, Chordata, Actinopteri, Atheriniformes, Melanotaeniidae. The transcript is spliced from 4 exons. Gene Ontology annotation, biological process: positive regulation of intrinsic apoptotic signaling pathway; apoptotic mitochondrial changes; positive regulation of release of cytochrome c from mitochondria. Gene Ontology annotation, cellular component: mitochondrion; cytoplasm; cytosol. The record is from RefSeq and is a predicted model, not a curated record. Bases 105 to 695 code for a protein of 196 amino acids.